CUAUAGUCUAAUAUGUAUUCAAGUGAUUUUAAACAGAAUAAUUUAUAUUGCAUUGUAUAGUAAACAAUAAAUAUUUUUAUAUAAAUUGAAUUCUACUAGUGAGAAGUAGUACUUACUAGCAAUUCUAUAUGAGCCAGCAAACUUUCGAGCAGGAUUUUAAUCGUAUACAAUGUCAUAUAUGUUUGUUAGGACGUCAUGCAUCGAAUACUAGAACUCAUUUACAUAAUUGUGUUAAUAUUGUCAGUAGCAUCUGAAAAAAAUAAUGAUAAUCACCAGCAUAUGCAAUCAAAAGAUAUUCAUGUCGAAGCUUUUGCUGCAACACGAAUUUUGCAAUUUAAUAUAACGCUGAUGAAAAGCAUUCAAAAACCAUAUGAAAUUGAAAUAACAUCAGUGCAACAAGACGAAGAGGAUGAUAAAUUCUGUCCUCCCAUUUUUCAUUGUCUCUUGCAUGUGUCACAGAAUAUAAUGUCAACAGUUAUACCUGAGAAUUCUUUUUACAGAACUGAUCGCGAUGACUGUAUUUUUCAUAACGAUUGUUAUUAUAACAUUUCUGUAAGAUCAUUUGAUAAGAUUUUUGAUGAAAGCAUCAUUUUUCAUUCAAAAGAAUGUGUUAAUGGUCUCUGUGCAUGUAAACAUUCUUCAAAGCUACCCACACCAAAAAUAAACUCAACAAUAAUGGACUUAAAUCAGCUAUACUUUAAAUGGCAAAUCAAUAAUGAAGAAUUAGCAAAGCUACCAAAUAAUACAUUUUUACAAUUUUUAACAAUCGAAAUACACGAGCUUAAAAAAUGUAAUAUAUCAUGGACAUAUAAGUCAUCAUUAGCUUCGUUUCAUGACGAUCUGAAUCAAUAUGGAAUUUUAAAGGCAAAUGGCGACUACAGAAAGCAUUUAAACUCUAAUAUGACUAGUGAAUGCUUACGAAUUCGAAUGAAUGUGAUUGAUGACAAAAACUGUAUAGGACCAAAAUAUGAAGAGAUGAUAAAAAUUCCAAAACGAGAAUAUAAAGCUGUUGGCAAAACUUUCACCAUACAAUUCGUGUUAAUAACUGUGGUCAGCGUACUAAGUUUUUGUGGUAUAAUAAUGAUAACUAUAUAUGGCUAUGUUUGGUGGAAUAGGAAAAAGAAUAUCAUCAACUAUUGGCGUGGUAUAUAUAAUAACAAUCCACAGCAUGGCUCGAGUGGAUCACAAAUGAUUCCAAUGCGAGAGAAUCCAUUGUACAUGAACCGAGAUUCGACGGAUGAUGAUUUCUACGAAAUACCGCCUUCAUCUAUAAAGGAAAUUGGUAGAGAGAUAGGAAAAGGUGCUUUUGGAAGAGUGUAUAUUGCUCGAAUAAGUGAAAUACCAGGAAAAGUUUCACCACAAAUAGUUGCAAUUAAGAAGCUUAAAAGACAUCCUACAUCAGAGCAAUUAGAAGAAUUUUUAAGUGAAAUAUCGACAAUGAAACGAGUCGGCAAACAUCCAAAUAUUGUCAGACUUUUAGGUUCAUGUAUGGUUGAUCAAAAUUUAAUGAUGGUCAUGGAAUAUAUCCCAUGUGGUGACUUGUUAAGAUAUUUAAGAGCAGUUCGUGCCAAACACGAAGCUAGCUUGAAGCAUAAUCAGUUAGAAAGUCAAUUAAGUAGCAACAAUAUUAAUAAUAACAAUAAUAAUAGCAGCAAUUCAAACAGUAGUUUUAUGAAAAAUUCAAUGAGUUCACAGACGAUAUUAGGACCCCUUGGGAAAUAUCUCGAUAUUCUGCAUUCUCAUUCAACAAGUUCUGCAUCUGAAACGUCAUCUUAUAUAACUCAACCAGAUAGCUUACCUUCUGGAGUUUUAAUUGGAAAUGGAUCAUCUCGACCAUCAUAUGCUGAAACAAUGUUUACAAACUUAACGGUACCAUCAAAUCCAGAACUUACACCAAUGAUUCCUUCAUUAGAAUACGUUGUUGAUCACACAGAACUCCACAACUUUGCAAUGCAAAUAGCUCAUGGUAUGAAGCAUUUAGAAGAGAAGCAAAUUACUCACCGUGACUUAGCCGCUAGAAAUAUUCUAAUAGAUGAAAAUAAGAAUUUAAAAAUAUCAGAUUUUGGAUUAAGUAGAUGGGGAAUUUACGUAAACACAAAGAAUAAAAAGGUCCCACUGAGAUGGCUUUCGAUUGAAGCAAUGAAAGACAAUUUAUAUUCAAGUAAAAGCGAUGUUUGGUCAUUUGCAAUUGUGCUGUGGGAAAUUGCGACAUUAGGUGGUUUUCCAUAUCCAACUGUACAAAAUCAUGAACUUUUAAACUUUUUAAAGUCUGGUAAUCGUUUAGAAAAACCAGAAAAUUGUUCAGAUACCCUUUACGAGCUUAUGUUGCAAUGCUGGACAACAGAUCCAGACGAUCGACCAGAUUUUAGUGAUAUUUGUAAAACAUUAGAUCCAAACAAAAAUAAAAUUUAUAUCGACUUUAGUGAACUAAGUCCAACUUAUGUAUUUCCACCAACAUCGGAUGGAUUGCAUACCAAUGAGAAAAACAAUAAGAAACUUUGUGAAAAGCUCUCGAAAGCUUAACUUGAUGGAAUGUUUAGAACUGUUUUUUUAAGGCACCCAAAUUCAAAUGACAAUAUUUUGGUGAAAAUUUGCUUUGAGGAAUUCAAAAGGAAGUAAAUUAAUCACGGAUUUUUUGAACAAAAUAUAAAGUCAAAUAAAAUGCAGAUCCAUUUGAAACAAACUAGUUCUGAAAUUUAAUAUCCUGCAUAUCUAGAAUUCAAAACCAGUUUGUAAAUGCAGAUAGUUAAAAGCAAAUUCUUUUUUACUUUUGUUUUCAAAAACAACAUUGCAUUUUAUUCAGAUUAAAAUGUAAAUAUGAAUUCUAUUGUACAGUAGUUGUAAAGUUUUUUUGUUUACUGAUGCUAGAGGGCAGAUCAUCCUGUAACGAAGACAGCCCUUUAAAAGAAAACAAAUAACAAAAAUUUGUCAUUCUAACAUUUUAAAAUAUUUCAAUUAUAAAUUCUCUCAUCGGAAGUAAAAACCUCAGAGUAUAUAUUCAUCAAAAUAUUCCAAUAUUUACUUGAAUUUGGAUAAGUAUUUAUGAAUUUGACGAUAAAGUCAGAACAAAGAAACAUAUUCUUUGAAUUAAAUAAAAACUCAAAAUGUGAUGUUCAUCUGUAUGUCCCUGUUGUGGCUCAAGUACAAUUUUAUUGAUUGUUAUAGGAUUAAGAUUCUCGACUUGUACCUUUUUUUGUAAGUGUUUCUAGACU
Chironomus riparius is the source of this 3212-nucleotide messenger RNA. NCBI's taxonomy places the organism in Eukaryota, Metazoa, Arthropoda, Insecta, Diptera, Chironomidae. The record is from the annotation of a GenBank genome assembly.